AUGCGCGUAAGAGGCAGCGCGCCUCCCAAGCACAUCCCAUAUUUCCCACCGCCGCCCCCCAACCGAAAACGCAAGGCGUCUUCAUCCAUCCACGUCCCAGGCUCGCAUACAAGUUCAUCCUCUGUCUCGUUCAGACAUGGCGUGAAAGAUGGUCCUAGUACCCCACAGCACCAUUCACCGCAUGCCAGCGACUCGACUACUGUAUCGAGCUCUGGGGAGGGUGAUGACGAGGCGGACGGAGAAUCGGAAAAUACUCGUCUGGCCCAUUUUCCGAGCAGCAGAAAGCACGUUUGUACACUCUGCGACAAACGAUUCAAUCGCCCUAGUAGCCUGAACAUACAUGUCAAUUCGCAUACAGGUGCGAAACCAUUCCCAUGUCCGUUCCCGGCCUGUGGACGGGCUUUUAACGUCAAUUCCAAUAUGAGGAGGCACUACAGAGGUCACCUGGAUACCAAUAAAGGGGGAUCAUCCCAGUCGAGGUUUUGA
Molecule: messenger RNA, 486 nt
Organism: Guyanagaster necrorhizus
Lineage: Eukaryota; Fungi; Basidiomycota; Agaricomycetes; Agaricales; Physalacriaceae
Exons: 2
Coding region: 1-486 (161 amino acids)
Biological process (GO): regulation of transcription by RNA polymerase II
Cellular component (GO): PcG protein complex; transcription regulator complex; chromatin
Molecular function (GO): DNA-binding transcription factor activity, RNA polymerase II-specific; RNA polymerase II cis-regulatory region sequence-specific DNA binding
Source: RefSeq, a predicted model, not a curated record